Branchiostoma floridae (Florida lancelet) is the source of this 3093-nucleotide messenger RNA. Its product is annotated as transmembrane protein 53-B-like. Lineage: Eukaryota; Metazoa; Chordata; Leptocardii; Amphioxiformes; Branchiostomatidae. The record is from RefSeq and is a predicted model, not a curated record. Gene Ontology annotation, molecular function: serine hydrolase activity. The transcript has 8 exons. The coding region runs from base 271 to 1206 and encodes 311 amino acids.
AAACAAAUCGGCGUUAGUUUACUCGUGAUUUGAAUGUUGUGACAGCGCUAGUCCCUGCGGUACUUUGGACUGCCCGGUGUCAAUACGCUGCCGGCUUGGUCUCUAGGCACCGAUAUCCCCAUCAUUUAGUCAUUUUAUCAACGCAAUAUACGUGGCAUAGACAGCACGAAACCCGUGCCGCUCUAGGAUUAUUUAGAAACGAUCAUCGAUCGAGGUGUGCGCCCGGAAGUGUCUACCGGUCUGUUACUCCCGGCACAUUCCCUUCGCAAAAUGCUGCUCGGUCGCGCCCUCCCUCUGACCAGACAAGCGCUCAGAGAGGUACCUGGUCUGUCGCUGGUCCGUUUCUGCUCUUCACAGACUAAAGUCAUCCGGGUCUCCAGCAACCUGGAGCUGCGAACGCGACAGAACGCAACUGACGAUGACUGCACGGCAACGAAACCCCUGGUGCUCAUCUUCGCUUGGAUGCUGCCGCAGAGAAAACACAUGCAGAAGUUUGAGAACAUUUACCUCGCUCGUGGGUGUGACGUCAUGACCAUCAACAUCCAGCCGCUACAACUCAUACUGCCGAAAACUGGGGCACAGGUCAUCGCCGAAAAGGUUGUUGAUUUUGUUCACCAGCCGCAGAACGCCCGCAGGCCAUUGUUAGUUCACGCCUUCUCUGUGGGUGGGUACUUAUACAGUGAGGCGUUACUAAAAUCCCUGGAAGUCUCCUCAGUGAACGGCAGUAUGAAGGACCGCAUCGUGGGCCAAAUUUUUGACAGCCCCGUGGACUUCGGUGGAAUUCCAGACGGUCUGCCUGCUGCCAUGUUCAAGAGUCCGCUCCUCCGCGCCACCUUGCGGAAUAUGAUCAAAGCGUACAUGGCAGCCUUGUACAAACCGGUAACCAUCAACUACAUCCGAGCAUCCGAGAUCUUCCACAAUAACCCCGUCCGGUCGCCUGCGCUUUUCCUCUACUCAAAGGUGGACCCGGUCGGUACAGUCGCCUCUAUUGAAGGAGCAGCAAGAAGCAAUGUCAAAAAAGAUGGUCCUCCGGUGUACUACAAAUGCUGGGACGACUCCCCCCACGUGCAGCACAUGUACAAGCACCCCAUCGAGUACGCGGAGAUUAUGGACAGCUUCCUGAGCCACCUCCCGCCCUUCGCCGGGAAGGAGGACCGGGCCGUGCGCGACAAUGGCAAGCUCACCGCCUUCAUCGCGCGGCAAUAGGGCAUAUUCACUGGUCUCCACCAGCCUCUACCAUACUUCAAGGGUCGUUGAAAAAUUGUAGAAAUUGGCCAAAUAGACAGAAAACACGCCAGACGAGUUAGCCGGCGGAGGAGUAUAGUUUGCUACCACUUGUGGCAAUAGGGCAUAUUCACUGGUCUCCACCAGCCUCUACCGUACUUCAAGGGUCGUUGAAAAAAUGGUAGAAUUGGCCAAAUGGACAGAUAAGACGCCAGUCGAGUAAGACGGUCGAGAAGUACAGUUUGCUACAGAUUGUGGCCAGUUUCUAGUAUGUUUUUAAGCUAGUCUGGUAGAGGCUAGUACUCCAUCAGGCUUCGAAAAGUGCCAUUGAACUUCAAUAAUUACGCUUUCAACCACGUAAUAAUUUGUCUUUUCUGAAAGCAUCAAUUAUCUACUGUGUGUUUUUCGGGCUCAAUACCACAAGCAACAAUACAGAAAAGCUAGAGAAAUACUAGAAAUGGGCCAAGUACGGAAUAUGAUCGGCAUGAGGACGCUCACUUUUGCGUCUAACUCGUCCGGAAAAUUAUUUACGAAAACUUUUGAACAAUUUCUACUGGUAUUUAAGUAAUACAUGGGACAUAAAGAGCCUGCAUAUCUUCUCUCGUGAUCCUUAUUUUCGUAUCGACUUUUGCAUAUCAAUGAAGGGGGUACCAUAGCGACAUGGUAUCUCCACAAUCUCUAGAUGUGCCGGUGGCGUUAUGUAAACAUGCCCGACACGAAGACACCUACAGCACGGGUACAUUUUGAAGUGUGUAAAUUAAUUAAUGAUGAAGUUGUAAAUUUGUAUUCAGAAUUUGUAAAAGAAUGGUCACUAAAAUAUGGUAACUAUGAAGAAGAGGUUUGAUAUCCCAAACAGUACGUAAAAUGUAUAACAAGCUUCUGCUUGAACUUGAACGAGUUUACUAUUACAUAUUGAAAAGUUCAACUUGACAUUAUCAGCCUCAUCUCGCCCUUCAAAGGACACUGACGUGUGGCUUUUAAAGGGAUCCACAACGGACUGUGCCAUGAAUAGACUUACAUUUUUCCCAGUCUAAGUCACCACACAUACAAUUUCUAUCAUCACGUUUAAUUGAGUUCGAUGUAUAUUUAUGACAAAACAGAGAAAACUGUUGCCAUCAAAAGGCGAAUGGUUUUUCCUCCACCAAGUGCACAGUCUUAAGCUUGUCAAAAAAGUAAUAAAAAAAGUCAACGUUUGUUUGUCAAAGGGAAGAAAAUAUCAUGUUGCAGACGAAAGCAGGACAUUGUCGACACUAAAGCCAUGCAUGUACUUACAGGCCCCUUACAUCUACUCUCCAAGAAGAGGGCGAAGGCAAAAUUCGUGUCAGGUAACAGAAAAAGAUGGCAUAUAAGAAAAAGGUCACGAUUUGUCCCAUCAAUCUCUGAUUGGAGAGUACUUACAGCUACUAGUAUACUGUUACGGGUAAUAUAAAGACACCUUUUUUCAGCAAAUUGAUAAUAACUUAAUUAACAUCAAUUUAUAAGUAGCUCAUCAUCAUAUUUAUCAAGAACUUUAUGAGCUAUUAGUAAGUAACUAUAGGUUUUCUUCUCUACAUUCAAAUGUGUUGACGCACUCAGUUUAUUCUCAAUCUAGGGAAACUGCACCAUGUGCACUUAUCGUAAAGUGUCAAAGUUGAAAGUCAAACGGAAUUUCAAAAUAAACGGACAGAGAAAUACCUGCCAAAUUGUGUAUGCCAUAACAAUAUUGUAUCAACAAGAGGAUCGAGAGGUGUGUCUUCUAGGAAAGAUGACUUUUCAUGGGCUUUUCAUAACAUCCUCAAUAAAACAAACCACAUGAACCAUGUGUCUUUGAUUUCUUUUGUAGAUACAUGUAUAUGUGGCGAGAUCGCGUGGCGCAGCGGCAGUAAUAUA